GUCCAGCCCGAGAUACUUGCCCAGCUAAAACACCUUGACCUAUCUUCGCACAUUGUCUUCAAAGAAAGGAACUUCGUCGGUGGAGGUGGCUAUGGUGAUAUUUUCAAAGGACGUUGUAGCUUCCCUGAGCGAGGUAAAGUAAGGGUGGCAAUUAAACGAUUACGGUUUUAUUUGAAGGAAGAUAUCAAAUCUCUCUUCGAGAAGGAGAUCUAUGUUUGGUCUAAGCUAAAGCAUGAUAACAUCUUGCCGCUGCUAGGCUUUGCAUUUGCCAACGAAUACAGAUACCCGCUGCUCAUCUCGGAAUGGAUGGAUAGAGGAUCGGCAUGGUCAUAUGUAAAGGCACACUUACAAUGCGACAUUAUGCAUUUAGUCAUUGGAAUUGCUCAAGGCCUCGCCUAUCUUCACGCCAAAGGCGUAGUGCAUUCCGACAUCAAAUCGGAUAAUGUUUUAGUCUCGAACACCGGAGACGCAUUACUGUGUGACUUCGGAUGUGCCCGAAUGAUGAGCGCGACGCGAAGCUUGGUCAAUUUCAGCAGCGGCAUCCGAGGAACAUCUCGGUAUUUGGCAUGUGAGCUCCUUGCUCUUUCCGGGCAGUCGACGGGUCACACCAAGCAGACCGACAUCUGGGCCUUUGGAAUGGCUGUCUUCGAGUUACUCACGCGGCAACGACCGUUCGCAGACCUAUCUGACUCACAAGCGAUAGCUGCCAUAGCUCGAAAUGAAUUACCUGUACUUCCACCUGUAUCCGAAUAUUGGGCUUCUAGAGGAAAAGAGGUAUUGCAAGAUCUUUGGGAUGUGUGUCUGGAUUGCUGGGAACGCAAUCCCGCAGAUCGCCCAGACAUGAAUUCAAUCCUCCAGAAAUUGACGAGGAUGAAGGACGCACGCAAUCCGGCGAGAAAGAACGCAGAUGCCAACCCCGAUCUUCAUGUUGCAGAACCAGAGGCUCGACGUAUAGACUCAUCAGCAGCACCUAUCCCUCAUUUUCCAUCUGCAUACCGUCCUGUCCUAGUCAGAUCUUUUGUCGAUGAUGUGCUACCUGAGGAUGCACCUUCUGAACAGAAGACAAGAAGCUCCGGCUGGUCUGUCGUUUUCAAUCCUCGAUUAAAACGGACCCUCAACGUGUACUCCGAAUGCGAGCUGAAGCUUGAAGGGCCCGUAAGCUGCGUGAGAUUCUCUACAGAUGGCAGGCUCCUUGCAACGUAUUGCGGAAACAUCAUUCGAAUAUAUGAAACACGAACGCGGAAGAAAAUUUGUAUCUUAUUUACUGGAAAUAUGGGCUCGAGGAAUGUCUCGCAUGCUAAAGCUCUGCGAUUUAGCCCCGAUUCAAAAUAUCUGGCUCUGGGAAUGCCGGGAAACGCGAUUAAGAUAUGGGAUAUAGCGACGAAAAAAGUCAAGCACCUUUUUCAAGGCCAUCAGCGGCAGGUAACCUCAGUCGUGUUCUCCGGUGAUGGUAAAUCCCUUGUUUCUGGAUCAGCUGAUGGCACGUUACGCGUGUGGGAGUUAGAUACGGGACCAAAGAAGGUCCUUCAUAUAAAGGAGCCACCGGAGGUGGAUACGAGGAUCAACGAUGUCGCGAUCUCUCCCGAUGGCCAUCUUAUCGCUGCCGGGUCCGUGGAUUCCGUUGUACGCAUAUGGGAGACGCAAAGUGGAAAUCUUGUUGAGCGUUUAAAAGGCCAUCGUGAUGCCGUAUCAUGCGUGGCAUUCUCAGCUGACGGUAAGAAUCUGUUCAGUGGGAGUUCCGAUAAGGCGGUGAAGGUUUGGGACAUUGGUGCUCUUGGAACUGGUCCUGUUCGGCGACUCCCACUUCCUCCCUCGUGCAAGCCGACAGGCAAACGGGGAGGUACAAAUGCAAAUUUACCCUCGCGUCCGAAGCGCGAACUACCUGCUCCUCCUGUGGAAAAACCUCCACCAGGAACGAUUGUAGGUAGCGACGUUAUGGCUGAACUCGCUCGAGAACGCGGAGAACGAGGAAGCGUUAAUACACUGAACUUUGUUGGUCAUAAUGACUCUAUACUGUACAUCACAGAGAGCCGAGAUGGCCAAUGGUUUGCAAGUGGAUCAAAGGAUCAUAGUGUGUACCUCUUCGAGAAGAGCACCAUGAAGGCCCAGUUCAUGCUACAGGGUCAAAGGAGCACUGUCCUCUCAGCGGAUUUCAGUCAGACUGGCGAGUUGUUUGCAACUGGUUGCGUUGAUACAUACGUGCGGAUAUGGAAUUACGAGCGGAUUGCAACGUGAAAUGUAUUCUAUAUUUAAUUGGUAAUUAUUUUGUUUGCCAAAGUAUUAUUUUAGGUGUUUCGUUCCAUAUGAGGUCAAUCUACGAGCAAUAUAGACAUUCGGCCUAUACGCAACUGACUGUCCAACCUUGUAUUUCUCACUCAACUUUGGCUCAAGCACGUCCAAAACAAUAACGCUUUGGGAAUAUCUUUCCGGCCGGGCCUACCGUUCCUUCUACGACCACAGGGUUGCGACUACCCUACCACAUGCACGUAGGACAUCCAUGCAAGCAUGACAGCUUUAGAACACAGUUCUAAGCGACUUCCUUUCGAGACUUGGUUGUAACAUUACCUGCACGGGGAUAGAUCCACAUAAUCUACGUGAGACGCAGCGUCUGCAACAUAUAGGUAACCUCGGAAGAAGAAUUCGCCAUCACGAGAAGCAGAAAAAUGAAAGCAACUACCGGCCACGCAUCCCGACGUAGCACCACCUACCAACGAUGUUUGAAUGGUGUGGGCCCAGCCUCA
Molecule: messenger RNA, 2741 nt
Organism: Fomitiporia mediterranea MF3/22
Lineage: Eukaryota; Fungi; Basidiomycota; Agaricomycetes; Hymenochaetales; Hymenochaetaceae
Product: WD40 repeat-like protein
Exons: 11
Coding region: 307-2235 (642 amino acids)
Biological process (GO): protein phosphorylation
Molecular function (GO): protein binding; ATP binding; protein kinase activity
Source: RefSeq, a predicted model, not a curated record